AUGUCAUUCAGAUUACCGAGAGGACCCAAAUUGGUCACAUUAUUGUAUGUUGACAUUGAGCGGGAAUCAAAUAUGAACGCUAAACUGACCGGACCCUUUUCUUCUAGCCACGAUUCACACUCUUCUUCCUCACAGCGUAUACUGAACAUUCUACAAUCUCGUUCCAAGCCAGCAUCAGAGCUAGUAAGUGAUCAAAACACACCACCAAACGCUGACGAGCCAUCAAGGGUGAAACAAUACCUGAAAGAAGCCGCAACAGGAAAUGCAGAUCAAGAGCCAGUGUUUGAACUGGAAGUGGUUGAACGAUCAAAAGCGACUAUGGAUCAAUGGAAAGUGAUUGCUUCUUACCUGGAAAAGACAAAGAAUGAAUUGAAACUAAGUAGAAUCGAAGCUCUCAAAGAUGAAGAUGGUCCGAUUGUAGUUGAUUGGGAUGAUGGUUUGGCGGUGCAAAAUGAAGAGGAGGUGAAACAAUUGGUCGAGAAAUUGAUCAGUACACAGACAGGCAAGGCAAAAGUUGGAAAUGGGUGUAUGAUUGUAUGA
This is a messenger RNA of Meira miltonrushii, 540 nucleotides long. RefSeq lists its product as uncharacterized. Gene Ontology annotation, cellular component: mitochondrion. The transcript has a single exon. Bases 1 to 540 code for a protein of 179 amino acids. The record is from RefSeq and is a predicted model, not a curated record. Gene Ontology annotation, molecular function: oxidoreductase activity. Lineage: Eukaryota; Fungi; Basidiomycota; Exobasidiomycetes; Exobasidiales; Brachybasidiaceae.